Messenger RNA from Gigantopelta aegis, 758 nucleotides. RefSeq lists its product as uncharacterized. The record is from RefSeq and is a predicted model, not a curated record. NCBI's taxonomy places the organism in Eukaryota, Metazoa, Mollusca, Gastropoda, Neomphalida, Peltospiridae. Bases 17 to 697 code for a protein of 226 amino acids. The transcript has 5 exons.
CAAUAACAAUCAGAACAUGUCGGUGUUAGCAGUCGCCGUGUCUUUGUUGCUGUGUUUAGCAAAAGUUCUAGCACAAUGCUCUGUGGAUGUGAGCUAUGACUUAGCUAGCACCUCACCAACCACUGGUGUGGGAUACAUGGAAGAGAGUCCUGUGGGCUCUGUUACGUUUUCUGGCUCAGGUGCAACCUUCACUGGUACCGGCAUGCUGAAGAUGUACAAGUUCUCCGCCAUAGACUGGCGCGGGAUUCACAGCCUCUUGUUUAACUUCCAACCAACGGACCCGACCCUUGUCGCAGAGGUCAGUCUCAUGACGAAUGACGUCAACGACAACGCCGGGAGCUUCAUGAUUACGUGGUCAGCCAAUCAGGUCAAGCUUAAAGUAUCGCUGCGCUUGUGGAAUACGACCACUCUCCAGUUCGACACAAGAACAGACGUGCAGACUAUUACUGGUUUGGAUUUGACCGUGAUGACAAACGUUCUGGUGACGAUUGAAAGCUCGGUGAUUACAUUCCAGGCAGGUCCGCUGACUGUUGGAGGCUACCCUACUCCAGUAACAAUUGCACUGAAACACGAUGAACAUAUUGAGAUUGUCGGAUGGGAUCCGCUGAUUUUCGGAAAAGGGACUGCAACACCCUUUUCCGGUGUGCUUCAGUCUUUCACUCAUUACAACUGCAUACCAAUUGGCUUCUUCUUCUAGAUGUCAUAGUAGUUGACCAAUGACCUUGCACCAGAUGCCGUUGGAAGUACAUGAAGUUGAC